Messenger RNA from Striga hermonthica, 2226 nucleotides. The record is from the annotation of a GenBank genome assembly. NCBI's taxonomy places the organism in Eukaryota, Viridiplantae, Streptophyta, Magnoliopsida, Lamiales, Orobanchaceae.
AUGUCUCGUCAGCUCACCACCACCGCUGUCCGCGGCCGCUGCCGGAAACGCCGCUCGUCAUCAUCGAUCUUCCGUCGUCGCCGCCAGUCCACCCCCGUCGCGUCUUCAUCCCGCGGACCAUUAAUUUCAGCAGCUCCGACCGGCCAUCUUCUACGCCGCCGUCUGGCCCAUCUCCCGCAACCCUCGUCCCGCAGCCACCGGUUGACCUUCGCCGGUCGUCGUCAACAUGACACUAUCAUCGACCACUUCGAUAUCGACAACCACGCCCGGAUGGCCGAGCUCGCCGGCGACCAUGACGCCUAUGUCCCACGCCGCUGCAACAGGCUUCAUCGGUGGCCACGACGUCGUCGUCGUGAACAUCUCUUGUUCGGCGGUGGUGUAUUUUAUGGUGGACGGCAAGUGGCAGACGGAUGGCGACGGCGGCGGUUGGCGUACGGGCGGCAGGUGGCGUACGGGCGGCGACCGGCGGUGGUGGCGGGAUCAGGCGAUGGCGGGGCGGCGCUGGGUGAGGUCGGAGACGACGGGCGGCGGCUGGGGCUGGAGAAUGCGGCGCCUGAUCGGGUAUCCGGGCACUCUUUCCGGGGAACCAAGUCCAGAUUCAGAUACUCCGCCGGUUUCUUUACGAUCGCCGUCUCGAUUUUCCUCACUGUCUCAUUUUUCUUCGCCGCCGCCUCCAAUCCCACCGAUCUCGAAUCCGGUUUAUCGUUUGGAUUUUCUGGAUCCCAGCCAUCAUCUCCUCGUAGAUCAAUUUUAGCAUUAAAGUCGGAUCCUUUGAAACCACGUUUAGAUCAGCUCCGAAAACAAGCUGACGACCACAGAAAUUUGGCCUUAGCUUAUGCUUCCUACGCACGUAAGCUGAAGCUCGAAAACUCAAAGCUCGUGAGGAUUUUCGCCGAACUCUCUCGAAAUUACACUGACCUAAUCUCGAGACCUUCAUACAGAGAGCUGUUCGAUUCUGAUGCAAACUCGAUUGACGAGUCAGUGCUGAGGCAGUUUGAGGAGGAGGUCAAGGAACGUAUUAAGCUCACCCGACAAGUGAUUGCUGAGGCCAAAGAAUCUUUCGACAACCAACUGAAAAUUCACAAGCUGAAGGACACCAUCUUUGCUCUUAAUGAACAGCUCACUAAAGCCAAAAAGCAGGGUGCUUUUUCGAGCUUGAUUGCAGCAAAGUCGAUUCCCAAGAGCCUGCACUGCCUGGCUCUGAGGUUGAUGGAGGAAAGAAUUGCUCAUCCUGAGAAGUACUCAGAUGAAGGGAAACCACUUAAACCUGAGAUAGAGGACCCAAAGCUCUAUCAUUAUGCAAUAUUUUCUGAUAAUGUGAUAGCGGCCUCAGUUGUGGUAAACUCUGCCGUUAAAAACACAAAGGAGCCGUGGAAACAUGUUUUCCAUGUUGUGACCGAUAAGAUGAAUCUCGGGGCCAUGCAGGUGAUGUUUAAGAUGAGGGAUUACAGUGGUGCCCAUAUUGAGGUGAAGGCUGUGGAGGAUUAUAAGUUUCUCAACUCCUCAUAUGUUCCGGUGCUGAAACAGCUCGAGUCUGCUAAGCUGCAGCAGUUUUACUUUGAAAAUAAGCUUGAGAAUGCAACAAAAGAUACGACAAAUAUGAAGUUCAGGAACCCAAAGUAUCUGUCGAUUUUGAACCAUCUCAGGUUUUAUUUACCGGAGAUGUAUCCUAAGCUGCACAAGAUUUUGUUCUUGGACGAUGAUAUUGUUGUUCAGAGAGACCUGACCGGGCUGUGGAAGAUAGACAUGGAUGGAAAGGUGAAUGGGGCCGUCGAGACGUGUUUUGGGUCCUUUCACCGGUAUGCACAGUAUAUGAAUUUCUCACAUCCACUAAUCAAAGCCAGGUUUAGUCCCAAGGCGUGUGCUUGGGCCUAUGGGAUGAAUUUCUUCGAUCUGGAUGCGUGGAGGAGGGAGAAGUGCACCGAGGAGUAUCACUACUGGCAGAAUCUGAAUGAGAAUCGAACACUUUGGAAACUAGGAACCCUGCCGCCAGGUCUGAUCACCUACUACUCCACGACCAAACCACUAGAUAAGUCUUGGCAUGUUUUGGGGCUUGGAUAUAACCCAAGCAUAAGCAUGGAUGAGAUCAACAACGCUGCUGUCAUACACUUCAACGGGAAUAUGAAGCCAUGGCUUGAUAUCGCUAUCUCCCAAUUCCGCCCUAUUUGGACCAAAUAUGUGGACUAUGAAAACGAAUACGUGCAGACCUGCAAUUUUGGUCUAUGA